AUGGGGAACAAUAUUGUCUCCCAAAGGGAGGUGAUAUUGGAAGGAAGCCAGGAUGAUGAUGAGGGAAGGGGGUACAUUGGUGGGGGGGAUGCCUCCCCCACCCCUAGCAGGGGAAAAUUCUGGGCGGGUAAGAAAAAGGGGGUAAUGCGCGACUCAGAGACAUCCUCUGAUGAAUGGGGCAGCGUUAUGGAGACGGAUGGAGCCAGGAGUUUGGACGGGGAAGAAACAGAGGGGAACAUAAGGGGAAGAAGGGAGAAACGGGUUAGAGAUAACCCAGAUAGUGAUGGAGAUACCCCGGUGCGCAAGUUGAGCACCUCCCGCCGUGGCCGUGGCAAGGGACAUUAUACGGGGCUGAGCGCCGCCAAAAAACAGCUGGAGAAUUAUGAGACGGAAACGGAGACGGACGCGCCCUAUAGUCCCAAGCCAAAACGGAGCUCGGGCAGGCGGUCGCGAAGCCCAAUACUCGACGAUGAAAUCCCAGCAGGGUUUGAAACUCCUGGCAGCCGCAUCAAGGCCUGCGCGAAGGGAAUAAUGAGUGAUGCUGCCAAGAGCAAGAAUCUUAAGGGCGAAAUUUGGGGCAGCAUCAACGCUGCGUGCAAGACACUGAUGGAGAUUGCAGAUUCUAUCGGGGAGUCGGAUGUUGUCCGCGCGCUCAAAGCGGACAACCAAAGGAUGCGCAGAGAACUGGAGCAUCUCCACGCGGAGACCAAAGCGCUGCGACAGGCUUUUUCGGAGCGUAACCAGGGGAAGGAGCCAACGAAGGGGAGGACAGAUACGCAGGCACUGCUCGAAGAGUUGGGCAAUUUUAUAGACGUCCGCCUGGGGAACUUCAGGAGCGAGAUCUUCAAGUCCCUAGGCGGCAUGGUCAAUACCCGUCUUGAAAGGGUGGAGGGACGCCUUCCACCGGAGCCCAUACUCCGGCCGCCACUUGCUGCCGACAGAAGGAGGACCCGGGAGCAGACGGACCAAGAAAUGGAAGUAGAGGCAACGAGACACCAAACUGAGGUGCCUAGUGCCCCAAGGCCUGAGAAGAGAAGCAGAGGGGCUCCUCAAGCGGUCCCCCAAGCGGCGUCGAGUCAAUCGACGGGAGGGGUGUCCCGUGUGGACGUAGCCCCCCAGCAGCCAAAGACGCCAGCUGGGCAGACUCAAUCCAAGCCGGUACCUACUCCAAGGGCCAAAAAACCCCAACCGGCGGCCCCUACUCCCAGGAUUCCCAGGAGACAGGCUUCUGUGGGUGUGCCGGCGACGGCUCCGCGGGCACCCCCCCCACAAGAGGUAUGGACCACGGUGGUCAAAAAGGGCAAGGGUAAGGGCCGCGCUGCUCCUCCUCAGCCCCAACAGCAGCAGACCCCGAAAAGGACAACGGCCCCAAAAUUAGUGGCCCCAACCAUGGCGGCAGUUGUUGUGGCCCUUAAACCUGACGCCCAGACUGACUACAGGGCGGUCAUGGAAAGGGCCACGACGCUUAAAUUGGCGGAACUAGGUGUCGACCACCUCAAGGUGCGCAGGACGGCGACAGGGGCGCGAAUUAUAGAGGUCCCCGGGGCACAGAGCGGUCAGGCGGCCGACAACUUGGUAGACCGGCUCCGGAGCUUGGUGGGCGAUGUGGCCGACGUCUACAGGCCGGUUAAAAAGGCUGAGAUCAAGAUUUCCGGCUUUGACGAGUCCGUUACACCGGAAAUCUUGAAAAAGGAGGUGGCUGCCAGAGGCAGAUGCCCGGAGGACCAGGUGUCAGUUGGGGUGAUUAGGAUGGCGGCAAACGGAACUGGCUCAGUCAUCCUGCGCUGCCCUUUAACAGUAGCAAAGGUGGUCGUCACAGCAGGGCGCAUUGUGAUUGGGUGGUCGGCGGCCCGGGUGGAGGCCUUGGAACAGCUGCCCUUGCGCUGUUACCGCUGUAUGGGGACGGGACAUACGAGGCCUCUGUGCCCGUCCUCGGUGGAUAGGGGUAACUGGUGUUAUAGGUGCAGCAAACCAGGACACAAAAGCCAAGACUGCACCGCGUCGGCCCCCUGGUGCGCCGUAUGCCACCAUGCUGGGUUAAAGGCGGGUCACGUGAUGGGUGGGCAAGCCUGCACCCCCCCACCAGUUAAAGGGAAGGAGGCCUUCAGGGCUGGUCUCGCAAAUGCCACCGCGGCCGCCCCCCUGGAUGUGCCUGAUCGGACGGAAAGCCAGUCGAUGGAAAUUUAA
Cydia pomonella (codling moth) is the source of this 2187-nucleotide messenger RNA. RefSeq lists its product as uncharacterized. The coding region runs from base 1 to 2187 and encodes 728 amino acids. Gene Ontology annotation, molecular function: nucleic acid binding; zinc ion binding. NCBI's taxonomy places the organism in Eukaryota, Metazoa, Arthropoda, Insecta, Lepidoptera, Tortricidae. The record is from RefSeq and is a predicted model, not a curated record. The transcript has a single exon.